AUGCCACCCCAGGCCCGCGUCCAACCCUCCCUCCCCGUCGCCGCCGACCAUGCCGUGCUCUCGAACCGCAUCGCCCUGCUCCUCUCGAAGCAGUCUACCCUCCGGCAGACAAUGACCCCUGACCAGCCGUCCCGUGACCUCCCGCGGCAGACUGCGUCGGCCGCGGCCGUGGCCGCCAAGGACAGGGAGGAGGAUGAGGACCUCGUCCGCGCCGGCGCGAACCCCAACGCCGGCGCCGGCUACGUCUCCGAAACGAUGGCGACGGCGGCAGGGAAGAGGUCGUCGAGGGAAGAGUACCUGCUCCGGCGCCGGUUGCUGGGAACGAGGAGCACCGGCACCGGCGGCCCUGCCAACGGCCGCGGCGGUGCGGAGAGCGAGAGCGACGAAGAGCAAGGCCGCAGCGCGCUGGGAAAGAAGAAAAGGAAGCGACCCGGGGCCGAGGACGGCGAUGCAGAUGCCGCCGCCGUGGAUGAGCUCGCCGCCGCCGCUCGCGAGGACGAAGCAAGGCCCGAAGAGCGCCUUUGUAACCCUGCCGAGUCGACGGAAUCCCCUGGCCCGACCAACAAGAAGAAGAAGCAGAAGAAGAAGAGGAAAACGACGGCUCGGGCCACCGAGGGCGGUUGA
Molecule: messenger RNA, 624 nt
Organism: Drechmeria coniospora
Lineage: Eukaryota; Fungi; Ascomycota; Sordariomycetes; Hypocreales; Ophiocordycipitaceae
Exons: 1
Coding region: 1-624 (207 amino acids)
Source: RefSeq, a predicted model, not a curated record